Messenger RNA from Sinocyclocheilus grahami, 1099 nucleotides. RefSeq names its product receptor activity-modifying protein 3-like. The record is from RefSeq and is a predicted model, not a curated record. Gene Ontology annotation, cellular component: cell surface; membrane; signaling receptor complex. The transcript has 8 exons. NCBI's taxonomy places the organism in Eukaryota, Metazoa, Chordata, Actinopteri, Cypriniformes, Cyprinidae. Gene Ontology annotation, biological process: angiogenesis; intracellular protein transport; cellular response to hormone stimulus. The coding region runs from base 54 to 794 and encodes 246 amino acids. Gene Ontology annotation, molecular function: coreceptor activity.
UGGUCAGAUGUUUCUGAGUUUUACCACAUGUGUUUUGGAAAGGCUGUACAAAAAUGGUUACAACCUCCAUUGACCCCCAUUGGUGUUCAUGCAGUUGGCCAAAAAUCAACACUUUGAAAAACACAAAAGUCAGAGACUUAUCAGGACGGGAAGUCAAUAGCUCUGGCUCCAAUAUGCAAACAACAAGCGGCACUCCUAUUUCCACUAACUGGAGCUCCAAAGAAAUGUCUCAUCCCAAACUAUCCGCAAACUCCCAGUGGAUGGGAAUGGGUCAAAUGACGCAAGAUAACAGAACAGCAUUUGAAGAUGAGAGUAUCAGAGUCAAAAAUGAAAGUGUUCAGCAAGAACUGAACACAUUUUUUAACAAAGAGAGACCCAACGUCACAUAUGAGGACAAUGAGGAUUUUCAGACUCAAGAUGUUCAAAUACGCUUCGGUCACUGUCAUGAGGAGAUGUUGAAGGAUUAUGGUAGAAAUUGCUCGCAGAUUUUCAGUGAAAUCAUGAGUGAACUUGGAGAGGAGAACUGGUGUAAUAGGGAGAUGGUGAUAAGAUACUACAGCAGUUUAACUAUGUGUAUGGAGGUAAUAUCCCACAUGUCAGGUUGCUUUUACCCUAAUCGUGUGGUGGAGCAGCUGUUUGUGAGGAUACACCAGCAGUACUUCAGCCUUUGCAGCAAUGAAGAGGAUUUACUCGACGCCCCGGCUGGAGUCGUCCUUGUAGCCACACUGCUGCCUAUCCUCCUCAUACCCUUCAUAGUGUACACUGUGGUCUGGAAGAGUAGUUUAAGGGACUGAACGCUUUUACAUGAUCCCAGAAAGUGAUAAAAACUCUUUACUCACCCUCAUGUCAUUCUAAACCUGUGUGACUUUCAUUCUUCUAAAGAAGAUAUUUUGAAGUUGUUGUUUGGAUGUCUUCAAAAUAUCUUCUCAUUUUGCAGAGCAAUGAAACGGAUUGGAAUGAAUUGAGGGUAAGUAAAUGAAGACUCAGCUUUUAAAGUAAGACCCAGCUUUAAAGUAAACUUUGAAUGUAUACAGUUCAUGUGGUUCACAAUGAUGUAAUUAUUGUAAAUAAAAUACACGCAGUGGGUGUGUGAUUUUUC